CUUUCGUAGUAAAACCCGUAAAAAAGAACCGAAAAUUGUUUUUCCAAAAAAAUUAAAAAAAUUUCGCUAUGAAGCUGUCGAUCGUAAUAGUUACAUUAAGUGCUGUUGUCCUGUCUUCCGGUGAGGCUCAGUUCAACAAUUACCCGACACCCAUUUAUCAACAAGGAAGUCAAUUUAAUCUUCCCGGUCAGCCUAUAUACAAUUAUCAACCUGGUGUACCGACAAAUGUUCAACAACUACCCCAAUCGGUAGUCCAACAACCAGGUCAAGUUCCGCUCAACUAUCCGCCUAAUGUACCUGGUGUACCGAUUAACAUUCAACAGUUAACUCAAACCGGUUCCACGCAGCCAAUUCAACCUACUAACAAUCCGGGUUUUCCAAUCGGUAAUCAGCAAGUGUUUCAACCACAAACCGUCCCAUUCGGAGUGCAACAAAAUGGCAUUCCAAUCAAUGCGUUGCAACAAGGCGGUUACCCAGUGAAUCAACAAUUUGUACCGCAGAUUGGUAACGUUGGAGCGCCCGGACCGAUCACAUUUCCGCGGUAAAUUUUAAAGCGAUGUCGUUGCACGAACAAACGAUUAUAAUACUCCUGUAGUAUGCAUUGCAACAACGCAACGGAGACCAGUGAUUUAACAGAGUUACGUUUACAGAAGCCCGGGAAUGAUCACGUACACGUCAGAAUAAAUGAAUAAAAAUUGUUGUUGCU
This is a messenger RNA of Bradysia coprophila, 706 nucleotides long. RefSeq lists its product as uncharacterized. Lineage: Eukaryota; Metazoa; Arthropoda; Insecta; Diptera; Sciaridae. The record is from RefSeq and is a predicted model, not a curated record.